Lachancea thermotolerans CBS 6340 is the source of this 2028-nucleotide messenger RNA. It is a transcript of the gene TIP20, whose product is annotated as Tip20p. Gene Ontology annotation, cellular component: Dsl1/NZR complex. The record is from RefSeq and is a predicted model, not a curated record. Gene Ontology annotation, biological process: endoplasmic reticulum to Golgi vesicle-mediated transport; retrograde vesicle-mediated transport, Golgi to endoplasmic reticulum. The transcript has a single exon. NCBI's taxonomy places the organism in Eukaryota, Fungi, Ascomycota, Saccharomycetes, Saccharomycetales, Saccharomycetaceae. Bases 1 to 2028 code for a protein of 675 amino acids.
AUGUUGCAGUCGAUCGAGGAUCUCAAAGGGAUUCCGCAACUGAUCCACGAAGUGGAGGCCCAGAGAGGAGAGCUGGCCGAGAAAAUCCAAGGCCACAACUCUCCAGGCGAUGACUUGCUCGACGACUUCGACAUGCUCGAUGCGCAGCUGGCCAAGGCCGCUGCGGACGUGGUACAGGCACGCUCUACUGCGGACGUCAAGGCUCUGAAAGAAAAGUACGGGAAUCUGGCCAUUCUCGAGCAGCUAGACUCACUUUUCACGCGCGAAGAAACUAAGCAAGCUCAGAAGCAUGCACUAGUCAAAGUUCAGAAUAUCUAUGACUCCAUGGCUGCCCAACAGGAGGCGAAUUCGGCCCAAUUGGAGCUAUGGCACGAAGACAUAAAGCAGGCCCUCGCGGAGGUUGAUCCCGACCUGGGCGCCCAGUCGGGCGUUUAUGUACGAUUUACUGCCCUAUUGACCCAAGAAGCUGCAGUUCUUUCUGAAGAGCUCAAAACCUUGCUUUUGAACGCCAAUUGGGACGCUACACAGUUCUCUGUCGUCGACGCAGUAGCAACUGAACACCUGAGGGACUUGUCCAAUAGGCUAUACCGUCUCUGGCAGCUGCAGCUCCCGGAGCCUGACUCCAACUCUAUCUGGAACUUCGAGUGCAUUGCCAACAAUUUCAAGAUCAAAUUCAUCUACCACUUCAAUAACCAGGCCGUGCAAGAGCCACAGUCGGUUGAGAUGUACUUCAAAUUUUUGGACAAGUAUCUGGAUCAGAACCUGUUCAAGUGCGUAGAUAUCUUCCAAGACCCCUCUUCAUCAUCUUCCAUGACUCAGGAACUGGUUCAUCAGCAGUUCAUCAAUCACAUCCUGAAUCCUAUUAGAGAAAAAGUCAGUUCCACGCUUCUGAAAAAUCCCGAAAUCUCCUCUGACCAAGACCUCAAGACCCUGAUUGCCCUGAUUUCCCAAAUUUUUAUUAUUGACAAUGCACUAAUUAAGAAGCACCUUUACUAUGGUCAUGGCCUAAUCGCCAUGAUCCCUAAAUCUAUCUUAGACACUUGGCACCAAUUUGAAAUAGAGGCUUCAAUUUCGCAAUUCCAAAAAAUAAUAAAAUCACCUCUGGAAAAGAGCGGCGUUGACUUCUGUAAGCUGCUGCAAAAUCUUUAUGCAUACUUUGAGCCUUUUUUCCAUAUUGACUUUGAUGAGUUAAUGGAUUACAAGAUCAAAAUUACAAACCGCAUAUUCAUGGGCCUCCCUAACCGUUACCGCGAAAAUCUUUUAGCUGUGAAGGACGACCAGGCUACUUCAUACACCGACGAGGCACAAUUCAAGCAAACUCUCUGGAAGCUUAACAACCUCGAGCUUAUAAUGUCCCUUUUGAAGGAUCUGGAAACAAAGUUGACCUUUAUCCAGAUUACCAACUACGUGAACAUUGCAACUUCCUCCGACUACAGUACUGUACUCAGCGACGUUCUUGACAGCUAUGAGGACACAGUAAUUGCAGUCAAAGACUCAGUUAUUCAUCGUAUCAAAAAGAUGCUCAAUAUGUCGCUGCGCAAUUACUUCAAAUUAAAUGAAUGGGCUUUAGUUACUUCAGAGCCUCAUCAGUGCAGUGCAGAACUCAUCGCGCCUUUGAGUCUUUCGAACAGACUUAUUGGAACGAUGGAUAGUUUCGAUUUGAAACCGCACACCACAUUGUCUGUUAAAAAUGAGGUAUUGAAUAUCAUUAUCCAUUAUAUGCUGGACUACGUGGUUAAUCUAAACAAGUUCAGCGAAAUGGGAUUUGUCCAACUACAGCUCGAUUACAACGCACUCAAGGAAACUCUGAGCUUUCCACAUGUCAGCAUCCCUCAGAAUGCGGAGGAAGGAGCUUUUCUUGAAUCUUUGAAAGUGCUGGAAUUAAGGUACAAAAGAAGCCAAACUAACAAACAGUUUCUGUCAAAGAGCUACAUUGACCGUAGGGAGUUUUCUGCUUUUAGGGACUACCUUCAGAUUAAGUACUCCACAGAUAGUGAGCUGGCGAAUGCAAUGUAUAGGCUUAUAUGA